AUGGCGACCCCCAACAACCUGACCCCCACCAACUGCAGCUGGUGGCCCAUCUCGGCGCUGGAGAGCGAUGCAGCCAAGCUGGCGGAGGCCCCCGACGCGCCCCAGGCGGCCAGCCCCGCCCAUUGGCCCAAGGAGAGCCUGGUUCUGUACCACUGGACCCAGUCCUUCAGCUCGCAGAAGGUGCGGCUGGUGAUCGCCGAGAAGGGCCUGGCAUGUGAAGAGCGGGACGUGAGCCUGCCACAGAGUGAGCACAAGGAGCCCUGGUUCAUGCGGCUCAACUUGGGCGAGGAGGUGCCCGUCAUCAUCCACCGCGACAACAUCAUCAGUGACUACGACCAGAUCAUUGACUACGUGGAGCGCACCUUCACUGGAGGUACAGCUGGUGUGCUGCCGACCUGGCCUAACCCCUGGCAGUGCCCUGCAGAGCACGUGGUGGCCCUGAUGCCUGAGCCAGGCAGCCCGCAGCAUGCGCGGGUGCUGCAGUACCGCGAGCUGCUGGACGCGCUGCCCAUGGACGCCUACACACACGGCUGCAUCCUGCACCCCGAGCUUACCACCGACUCCAUGAUCCCCAAGUAUGCCACGGCCGAGAUCCGCAGACAUUUAGCCAAUGCCACCACGGACCUCAUGAAAUUGGACCAUGAAGAGGAACCCCAGCUCUCCGAGCCCUACCUUUCUAAACAGAAGAAGCUCAUGGCCAAAAUUUUGGAGCACGAUGACGUGAGCUACCUGAAGAAGAUCCUUGGGGAGUUAGCCAUGGUGCUGGACCAGAUCGAGGCCGAGCUGGAGAAGAGGAAACUCGAGAAUGAGGGGCAGAAAUGCGAACUGUGGCUCUGUGGCUGUGCCUUCACCCUCGCUGAUGUCCUCCUGGGAGCCACCCUGCACCGCCUCAAGUUCCUGGGACUGUCUAAGAAAUACUGGGAAGACGGCAGCCGGCCCAACCUGCAGUCCUUCUUUGAGAGGGUCCAGAGACGCUUUGCCUUCCGGAAAGUCCUCGGUGACAUCCACACCACCUUGCUGUCAGCGGUCAUCCCCAAUGCAUUCCGGCUGGUCAAAAGGAAACCCCCAUCUUUCUUCGGAGCAUCCUUCCUCAUGGGCUCCCUGGGCGGGAUGGGCUACUUCGCCUACUGGUACCUCAAGAAAAAAUACAUCUAG
Molecule: messenger RNA, 1155 nt
Organism: Cynocephalus volans (Philippine flying lemur)
Lineage: Eukaryota; Metazoa; Chordata; Mammalia; Dermoptera; Cynocephalidae
Gene: GDAP1L1
Product: ganglioside induced differentiation associated protein 1 like 1
Exons: 6
Coding region: 1-1155 (384 amino acids)
Source: RefSeq, a predicted model, not a curated record